AUGGGUCGUGAUGGCACCAUCAUCUACCAAGAACACCACCGUGGGGGUUUCAACUUGGUCCACAUCAAGGAUGCCGGAGACCACACUUUCGUCACCAGAGAAAACAAUGUUUUCACCGUUGGUGAUGAAGCCGGAAAGCCCUGGGUGUCGUUACCUAAGGGUAAGAGGGUUAAGUUGUCGAUUGCCGAAGAAAGAGGCAGAAGAAGAGCCCACCAAGGGUUGUAA
Diutina rugosa is the source of this 225-nucleotide messenger RNA. RefSeq names its product 40S ribosomal eS4 domain-containing protein. The transcript has a single exon. Gene Ontology annotation, molecular function: RNA binding; structural constituent of ribosome. The coding region runs from base 1 to 225 and encodes 74 amino acids. The record is from RefSeq and is a predicted model, not a curated record. NCBI's taxonomy places the organism in Eukaryota, Fungi, Ascomycota, Pichiomycetes, Serinales, Debaryomycetaceae. Gene Ontology annotation, cellular component: cytosolic small ribosomal subunit; ribosome. Gene Ontology annotation, biological process: translation.